Brassica oleracea var. oleracea is the source of this 1693-nucleotide messenger RNA. RefSeq names its product probable splicing factor 3A subunit 1. Gene Ontology annotation, biological process: regulation of alternative mRNA splicing, via spliceosome; mRNA cis splicing, via spliceosome. Lineage: Eukaryota; Viridiplantae; Streptophyta; Magnoliopsida; Brassicales; Brassicaceae. Gene Ontology annotation, cellular component: U2-type prespliceosome; U2 snRNP; catalytic step 2 spliceosome. The transcript is spliced from 3 exons. The record is from RefSeq and is a predicted model, not a curated record. Bases 236 to 1516 code for a protein of 426 amino acids. Gene Ontology annotation, molecular function: RNA binding; protein binding.
ACAAUUUGGAUUUCAGUUUUCAGUUACCUUUUAAUUUAAAUUUGUUGGAAUAAGUUAAGCGGAAGCUAAAGCCGUACAAAAGGAGAAAAGAUGAUUAUGCAGCGGCGGAUUGGAUUCCUAUUAUUUCUCGCCACUCACAGCUCUGUCGACUGGGAAAGCUGCAAAAUCGCGAAGGUGUUCGUUCGUUCUCACUUCUCAGCUUCUUCUUCUUCGGCGGUUCCCCGGUUGAGAAAAAAUGGCGGAGGAUGGAAUCAUUCAGCCACCUGAGGAUAUUGCUACUAAAACUAUUGUGGAGAAAACAGCAAGUUUCCUUUCCAGAAAUAAGGUGGAUAAGAGUGAGAUCAUGCCCAGCGAUGUUAGAUACAAUUUCCUGAGAAGCAAGACAGAUCCUUCUCAUGCAUAUUACAGCUACAUGCUUUCUAAAUACUCUGAUGCUCAUAGUCAAGGAGGUGGAGGAGCUGUGGAGUCUAUUGGUGGUGCUGCUGUGAAUAUUGAACCUGAUGAUCACACCAAGGAUCUCACAAUCAUUAAUACACCUGCACAAGUCCCAGCUAUUACUCUUGCUGCGAGAGUAGCUUAUCUUGUUUCUACACAGGGGGUGGACUUUGAGAUGCAACUCAGAGACAGUCAAGUGAAUGAUACAAGGUUUAAUUUUCUUAGGGAUGCUUCACAUGUGUGUCACGCAUACUACCAGCGCAGCCUUGCCUACUUGUCUUUUGGGAAUAAAAGUCAACUCAAAGCUCGGGCACAACCUCCUCCUGUGUUCAAUACCCCUAACACUCAGAUCCUGUCUCUGCCUAACUUUCUGCAGUUUAGACUUCCUCAACGGAUGACAUUGAAGCAGCUCGAUACCAUUAAGGUCACAGCUCAAUUUUCCCUGUGGUAUGGGCAUUAUUUUGUGUGGGCUUUGAAAGGGAAUGUGACCCAGCUUGAGUUUCUUAGUCCAAAACAUAGCUGGCACCCUUUUUACAAUGAGUUUCAACGUGCCUACGAGAUACUGUUCAAGCCCCCCAAAGAUACCAAAGAACAGCUGUAUAAGAGUGCCGAAUACACAGACGCCAUCCAGAAAGGUUUCUUACAACGUAUUCAACUGGAUGAUCCUAUCAAGGAGCGUAAAUGGCUGGAGCAAGGGGAGAGGGCAAUGAUUGAUUGGCAUGAUGCUACAUCCAAACCAUUUGCUAUGAAGGAGGUUCAAGAGCUGCUACCACCUCAAGGACCAGAUCCUAAGAGACAAAAGCUUGAGGUCUCACUUCUGGUUCCAGAAACCCAAUUUCUCGCUCAACAUCAGGGUUUGUCUUCACUUACGGUUUCUUUUCCAAACCGACAAGCCGUUGUGAUCAAGGUGUCCUCGUUGUCCGCAAAUGUUGCAUCGUUGAAGCAGAUAAUAGCUGAAGUGAUCCAAAUUCCAGCGGACAAACACAAGUUAAGUGGAAAAUCGGGGGUUUUGAAGGACGACAACAUGACACUUGCACAUUACAAUGUGCGAGAUGGAGAUAUCCUAACACUGUCUCUGUGAGGACAAAGAUCGAUAGAUGGACAAGGCUUCUCAAAUCUCUUAACUCUAGAAGAAGGGAUUUCAUUUUCUUACUCGGUUAUAAAAGUUCUCUUUUCUUUUCCCAAAAGACGUCGUUAAUAUGUGUGUGAUACCCCUGCGGUUUCAGUUUGAUAACAAAGUAUGAAAACAAGUACUACA